ACGAGGCGCAUGCGCAGCGCAUCUUUUAGUCAACUGAAAUUCCCCAACGCGACAACUCGAAACAAACAUAUCAAGCAAACAUGUCGAAUCGAAAUUUAUUAAUCGCAGUUGCCGCCGUCGCCGCACUGAUUUGCCUCUGCACGGCCGAUGUGUCCCACAUAAAUCAUAAGCCGCCUCAGGACGUAUUGGUGCCAUUCAAUGAUUUAUUGCCGCCGCCACUGGAGGAGCCCUCCACUACGGAAGCAACAACAGCAGCCACGACAACAACGCCAGCAACAAAGCCCACGAAAAAAUCAUACUAUCAGCAGCUGGCCAAGAGCAAGGAUGCCCACCAUAUCGAGGAGAAAGCUAGCGCGAAGAGUCAGCCAGCGAUACAGUUAGCUUUGGAUUUACUGCCACCCUUCGCCGAAGCACCAGAGCAGCCACAAAUUGAAGAUGUUCACACCACAACACAUCAGCCACUUGUUAGCAGCCGGCCAACACCAACCGCAACCACUAAGAAGAGUGUACCGCUUGUUGCAAAGCCGCAGCCUAUCCCACAGCGUCAGUUUGUGCCACAGCCGCAGCCGCAGCAACAGCCACAUCCACAGCAGUUGCAUGCACGUGUGUCACGACCCAAUAGCAUUGCCCACUCAGCUGCUGCUUCCUCGAUAGUCCCAGUGAAGUCGAGUAUCUCGUCCGAUCUCAUCACGCAAUAUCUCACAAACUUUCAGUUCACAACGCGGCGACCUUCUCGCGGUGCUUUGCCAACGCUGACGCCGUUUCCCAAUCAUAUUAAAAAAUAGGAAAUUUAUCUAAAUUAUUUUUUAUAAAAGCCAGCAAUAAAAUAAAUUAAAUUAAAACAUCACAACACAAUGUUGAGAGAAAUCUCUGCAAUUUAAAUUCAAAUGGCAGAUUCAAUUUAUUCUUGCAAAAUCAGAAGCUAAAUUAGACGGCUUCAUGUAUAACAAAUGAGUUAACAUGCAGAUAAUUAGUUGAAAAAUAUUGCUGGGUGAUUUAUUUUUGUCCCAAGGUUUGUGUUUGAACAUGAAAAUGAAGACAUCAUGACCCACCAAGAUUGUUUAGCCCCAACUAAAUACUAAAUCUGUGGAUCUUUGUAGACUACGACAGCAACUUGAAACACAAGCUGAAGUUGUUAAAAGUAAAAUAUGACAAAAAGGGAGAAAUAUAA
Molecule: messenger RNA, 1171 nt
Organism: Drosophila nasuta
Lineage: Eukaryota; Metazoa; Arthropoda; Insecta; Diptera; Drosophilidae
Product: max-binding protein MNT
Exons: 2
Coding region: 81-785 (234 amino acids)
Source: RefSeq, a predicted model, not a curated record